ACAACAUUUCAAAUUUGAAAUCCCGCGUGGUCGCAUCGCAGCAACCUGACGGAAGGCGAGCUGCACAACACAUAGGCAGCGACGGAAAGAAGAAGAAGAAAAGAAAAGAAGACGACAAAGUGCGCGUGUGUGCGUUUUCGUAUGUGAGCAAAACAACAAUACGGUUGCGAUAAGAACGGUGGUAAAAAUUACAGUUUGAAUAGAGGUUACGUUCAAAAGCAAAGAUAUUCUUCCAAGAAAACACGUUCAAAAGUGUGCGUACUGAAAGUGCAGUUAAGAAGCAUCCAGCUGUAGUCGGGUGAAUGGCAGCGGUGGUUUGUGAAGUGAUUGAUUACCAUCGCCAUCAUAACGCGCGAGUGUGUGUGUGUGUGUGUGUGAAUUUAAAGGGUGUGUAGUGCGUGUGGCAUUGGUUUUUUUCUUCUAUGAUUGCCAUCACAUUCCGCGACGUUCAAAAUCAAUCCAGUCAAGCCCUUGUACCAUUCUCGUGCGUGCUGCUGUUGUCACGGAGCCCCCAACAUUCUUCCACGCGCGUUGCCACUGCUGCCGGAUGCACGGUGCGAGUGCGAGCGCCGCGAGGAGCCGUGAGAGCGAGUGAGAGAUUUCGGCUGAGCAGAGAGAGAGAGAGUGGAAAAAAGCAGCGAGAGAAGCCCUGCAUACCGCGCGCCAGUGUAUUGGUGUGAUCGCGCGUGUACAGCAGUGUGCGUGUGUGUGUGUUGUGUGUAGUGAGCAGUGAGAAGAAAAAAAUCGAAAUACACGAUUUUGACAGCUCGCUCUCGGUUGCUCUCGCUCUCCCUCUCUCGCAAGGAGGCAUUUUCAAUGAUUUGUGUGGUGUUCAAGUGACACGGAAUUCGCUUUCGUCGUGUAGAGGUGAAAAAUCAAAACAUCGUACGUACGGUCUGAAAAUUUGCCGUGCCGUCAAGUGUCUGUGGCGGAUGUGCCAAAGUGUGACCGCUUUUACCUGAAGAUUGCGAUUGUGUUUUUUUUCGGUGUGCCGUGUUGCUACGAACCGAGCAAAAGGCCAACAGUGUGCAGGAGCGGUGUCCCUGCCACCUAAGGAGCGAAGUAAGCAGCAAGACAAGAAAAGCGGGGGGAGGGUCGAUCGAUUUCGUGAAAAGUGCCGUCACUGUGAGCGCUGGGAGCGCAGCGAAAAAGAGCGAGAAGCAGCAACCAGCACAGCAGCAGCAGAAGCGGGAAGCAAAAGAGUGAUUAAAAAUCCUGAGCUUUUCUUGGGAAUUUGUUUUUUUUUGUUUGUGAUUGUGUGCGGUGUGUGCUCUCUCUGUACGGAGCAAUUUUUGUGUGUUGCCUGUGUUUGGAGUUGUGUUUUCCGUGCAUCGUGUGUGUAAAGAAGGAAAAGUCCGGAAUUUCGAAAGGAAAGAAAAGUUUGUGCAACAAUACACACAAAAAAAAACCACACAUACACACUCCUCAGGCCAGGAGGAGUGGCCAGUGGCCCGCUGUGUGUGUGGCUCGACUCGGAAAGCUCAGUGAGCGUAAAAGAAUAAUCAAAAAAAGGGCUAUUAAAAAUGUGAAUGUGUGCGAAAAUCCAAAUCCAGCAAAGUGCCCCAAAAGUCAAGAGUGAAGUGAAAUUGUGCAUGGAAGUAUGCUGGUGAAGUAAAGCGAAAACGAAAAUUGAAUUGCGAUGCUCUCGCUGAUUCUGCAAACAUCCCUCACUGCGUGUGUGCGUGCGCUACGGCCGCUAAGGGUGUGUGCGUGUGCAGCAGCAGCAGCAGAACCGUCAUCGCAGUGUGCGUAGGCGCGCCAAAGAGUGUUUGUGUGUGUGUUCCCUCUCUGUGGGAGUGUGUGUGUGAGAGAGAGAGAGAAAAGCAAUAGUGCGUUUUAUUGUUGUUGUUGUUGUUGCUUUACUGUUGUGCUCAUUGUGCAUCCUUCCUCUCACUUCCUGUUGUGUCCUUCGCCCUCUCAAUCCCCCCCCUCCCCCCCUUCUCUUUCUGACCCAUGUGGAGGAAGCUUAGUAUCGCGGGAAACACGGGCAAUGGUCACCGGUCGCGGCUAUGAGUGCCGAGGUUAGUGCACCGCAAUGGCGAUCGCUCGGAUUCAACGGCGGCACAUCCGACGGUUGCGGGUCGCCAGCAGCCCCCCCACCACCACAACAACACCCGGAGGCCGCUGGUUCGCCCCCGGGGGGCACCCUCAUCAGCAAUGGCGGUACGGGGGCCGGCGCCCUUCCUGAUCUCAUACCGCUUGUCGGUGGCGGGCGACCCAAAUCGCCCGGCGAGAAGUGCAUCAAUCACAACAACAACAUAGUCAACACGACGACGACGACGACGACGACGGAGGCGAAAACACCCACCGGCGGGGAUGUCGAUGGGUGUGCGGCGGCGGCGGCGGCGGAGGAACCGUUCCACUGUGAGCUGGCCGUCGGGCUGGGUGCGGAAUCGAACGCGGACCGUGACUCCGGGUUCGAAACGCCCUCGCUCGAUACGACCACCGGCUCGGGCGGGUGGGGCGAGCGGCCGGCCGACACAACGCCGGACGGUGCGACACCGGUGCAACGUCACGCGGAACAACAGCAGCAGCAGCAACAGGGACGGCACUAUGUUGCGCACGUGGUUGUUGCAGGGGAGUGCAGCGAGUCGAAGGACACGAAGCUAAUACUGCGCCGCCGGAUGUCGCCCGGUGGCGGCGGUGAUGGGUGUGGGUCACCGCACGAUGCGACAGCCCUGCCGUCGUCGGGUGAAACUGCGGCCCACAGUCCGUCCAACAUCAAGCUGGAGACGGGAAGCGAACCGGAAGCGGCAACAGCGGCGCCGGUUGUAGUGAAGCAGGAGCAGGGCGUUGAGGGGACACCAGUUCAAACGCCCACCCCGCGAGCCCCGCAGCAACAUACGGCCCCCAAACGGACCGGCUACCGGGACGAUCCGCUCCCGUUGCCGCUCGAGCCAAAAGAGCACCGGAAGUCGAACCGGCGGAGACAGUUCACCGAUCGCAUCAUCGAUACGCUCUGCCUGCCGGAAAUCUUCUUCAAUGCGCGCGUCCGCCCCAAACCGAAGCCGAAGCAGCCGGCCAAGCAGGCGAACAAACCGGCGGCCGCUGGACCGGUGCCGGGAGCGGCGAAAAAACGUGCCAUCCCUGCGCUGACGGUGCCGAAGCGGCCAACGGCACCGCUCCGCACCACGUCGGCCCUGUCGAACGGCAGCGAGACGGGCAGACCCGGUUCGGCCGCAUCGGCGGCCCACUUUGUCGGUGCCCUCGAGCGUUCCCCCAGCGUACCGUGCACUGGGGCGACGGGCGGCGGAAGCGGUGGCACCACUUCCACCCUGUCCACCACCACCACAGUUCCUAGGGUAAAUCCAAUCUUUCUGUUCGUGAAGCAGGAGGACACGCGCAUCGUGGAGGUCCGGUGCGAGGACUACGACAAGCGCAACCGUAUACGAUUGACGCGGACUGGGCCGGCGGGCAGCUGGCGGGCGAUACCGCGCACCGACCCGACCACGUCCGUCACGUUCUCCCUGCUGCCACCCCGUAGCGAUGGGGAGGAACACGAAGAGGAGGAGGAGGAGGAGGAGGACCAUGCGGCAGCGAGCGACAGUUGCUGCGGCGGACGGGCGUCCAGCGUGUCCGGGUCCGCUUCCGUCUCCGCGUCACCAAAGUACAAACUUGCGACGAAAUCCGGACACAGCAGGCACCAUCACCACCACCACCACCAUCGCAAGCAUAAGAAGAGCAAGAAGAAGAAGCGGCGCCACGUGUCGGAGGGCACGUCGGACGGUGGCCGCGACAGUCGCACGAGCGGUACGAGCUGCAGCGGCACGAUCGGCCGGCUGGUGGCGACCGGCCAGCGCAAGGUGACGUUCAGCGUCGGCGUGAAGCAGGAGCAGCCGGUGGCCACCUCCCCGAACGCGGAGCAGCCGGCGGAGGUGUACCACGACCACGAGCGGAUACGACGGGCGGACGAGGAAGCGUCGGCGGCGGCGGCAGCGGCGGAGGCAGCGGCCGCCGAGGAGCGCGAGCGGGAGGAAACGAUAGCGGAGCUGAUCCGGAACUAUCACGAGCAGCAGCGCCGGCAGCUCCAGGAGCUGCAGGAGAAGCUGCAGGCCAGCCGGCGCAGCGAGCUGGUGGCCGCCAGUCACCACACCAAUAUCAGUAGUUUUAGCGAACCGAGCGCGGUACCGAAUGGCGGCAGCACCACCACCACCGACGCGAUGGUGGUGGACGUGAAGGCGGAGGAAGAGGACGGUGGAACCGGCUUCUGCCCGCGGCUGUUGCUGGGAGACAGCGGUAGCAAUAGUAAUAAUAAUAACAGUAGUAGUAACAAUAAUAGUAGUAACGCUAGUAACGGUAGCAGUAACGCCCUCGGUAGUAGUAUUGGUGGCAGCCCGAGCCACCACGACGCCACCAGCAAGUGCAAUGGCGGCGGAGCAGGAGUCGAGACGGUCGAGAACACAAGCAAUAGCCAUAAACGGCGGCAGUCCGAGCUUUCCCACAAGCUGGAGCUGCUCGAGCUGGACGACGACGAGGACGAUUGUGGAGCGGGCGGCAAGGGUGCCCAGUUGGUAGCCACGCUCGAUGACUACGAAGUGCACGACGACGACGACGUGCAUGGUUCCACGCUGGCAGCGCUGGCACGGACCGCCGAUCGGGAGUGGCCGAUUGCGCUCGCGAAGAAGUCGUCGGAGAUGAAGGCCCGCCGAACGAGCAUCGAGUCACAGAUACCAACAAGCGUCAUCCCGGUGCAGCAGCAGCAGCAUCGGUGCAGUGACGCUGGUGCGCAGGCGUCCAACGACGGUGGACCGCCGCCACUCGGCAGCCUGGUGCUGAGCGUGGACGACGAGGACGACGACGACGAUGGGGGCACGGCCGCGGCGGGUCUGCGUGCACUGGAUGAACUUGGGAUGAAUCAUCAUCACCAUCAUCAUCAUCAUCAGGAGCAGCACCAACACAUCGUUGACGACGACGACGACGAUGUGCAACUGCUCGGCGUGGAAGGCGGUCGGUCUAGCUUCGGCGUGGACCAUCACCACCAUCACCACCACCACCAUCACAGUAUGCACCUGCAUCAUGCGCUUCGCUUCGAUUCGUCGGCAAGACCGUCGCAAGGUUCGGACGAGAUCAUCGAGCUGGUACCGCCCGACGACGACGACGACGCACACGGUGCUUGUGUUGGUGCCGGCCCCAAGGAUGCUGGGGAAGGACAACCGCACGAGCACGACAGCCACCCGGACGAUGAUGGUGGUAGUGCGCUGGCCGCUGCGAUAGCGGCAGCGGUGGCGGCGGCGGCAGCAGCAGCCGCUGCAGCCGAUGCACCAGCGGCGUCACCCGACCGCUCCUCCACCACCGUCGUCGAGAUAGACGACGACGAAGUGUGCGUUCUCGAGCAGCAGCAGCAGCAGCAGCAGCAGCAGGAGAAGCAGCUAACACCAACACCAGCAUCGCAAGGACACACGGCGAAAGGAACCCGAACCCGGAGUAACGACGACGACGACGAUGCUGCCACUACCACGACAACGACGACGAUGGACGCCAUCGUCAUCGGCCCGGACGGUACUACAGGUACGACGACGCUCGCAAGAACAACCACCACUACGACGACAUCCGCGUCGACGGGCUCUACCACCACUACCCCUUCCGUUUCAGGGACGCUGGCGGCGGCGGCAGCAGGCGGCAGUGAAGCGGGCAAGACGAAAUCGACUUGCAUCAAGAGCAACGCGGAAGUGCAUCAUCCACCGCACAUCACCAUCAGUAGUGAUAGUGAGCUCGACGAUGACGAUCCGAAGCACGCGCUGCAGCAGCAGAACUCGGAUCUUCUGGAGCAACAGCAGCAGCAGCAACAACACCAUCAGCAACAAGAACACAACCAUUUGCACCAUCAUCAUCAUCAUCAUCAACAACAACAACAGCUGCAUCAUCUGAGUGCGGAGUUUGGCGACCUGAUCGAAGGCAUCGACGAGCUGCAGGCGGCUAGUAGUAGUGGAGGAGGAGUAGUGGGAGCUGAAGCAGCAGGUACAACAGGAGGAGCAGCAGUGCGGGGAGGACCGGCACACAGCGGGUCGGCGGCGGACGAGCUGCUGCAUGCGGCGGCGGCCAGCUGCGGCGACACUACGAUGACCGGGGCCGCCGAACUGCUCGACUCGCUGGUGGAGCAACAGCGCCGCGCGGACGCCACCGGUGUGGCGGCGACCGGGGGCGGUUCCUCCGCCACUGCGACCAAGCCGACCACCGCCAACCCGAUCUACACGAUCGCGGACGACUACAACGACGACGACGAGGACGACGUGCUGCUGGAGCCGGAACCGGUCGCGGACAUCAUUUCGCGGCUGGGCGAAUCGCUCAGCACCUCGCCGAAGUGUUUGUCGUUCAAUGAGGCGGGCGAAAUCGAGGGCCUCACCGGCGACCUGUUCGGCGGUGGGGUAGGUGGUGGUGUUGGGGGUGGCAGUGCUAGCGGCGGUGGUAGUGAUGGCGGCGUGGAUGACGAUCUGCUGCCGAACCCGUUCGCACCCGAGCAGACGGUAGCAGCUUCCGGUGCGAUGACGCAGCAGCAGCAACAAUCCAGCACGGUGGCAAUGGGGGGUGGCGGAAGUGCUACCACGACGGCGUCCACCACCACCACCACCUCGUCGGCGGCGUCCUCCUCGACGACCACGCUGGAGGACGAGCUGUCCAUCACGAUAAAGGAUCUGACGGAGGCGAGCGAGCACGCGAGUUCCUACUUUGCAAGUGCGGCGGCGGCGGAGGCAAGCAAGGCCGCCGGGAAGGAAGGUACCGAUGGUGACCGAAGUGCCGGCGACAGCGGUGGUGGUAACAGUGCAUCAUCGUCCUCGGUGAGCACCUCGGCGAAGGAGCUGCCGGCCGAGGCGCCGAUCGUGAUAUCGCCCGACUCGUGCCAGGAGGAGCUGCCGAAGGAUCUGAGCUGCCGCAAGCGCAGCCUGUCGCCCUCGCCCCGGCCCGUCUCGCACAGCUCCGAUGCGAUACAGUCGCCGCAGCCGAGCGGGCUGCCCGCGGUGCCGCCGUCGCCGGAUCUGUUCCUGCAGCCGAAAUCCAUCUCCGCGUCCAGCUCGAGCAGCAGCUCGACGACGUCGAGCGUGAUCGAGGCGCUAAUGUCGCAGGCGGCCGCAGCAGUGGCGGCCGUCGCGAAAGGUGGCGGCCGGCCCGCCGCUGCUGACGGGGUGGGUGUUUCAGCGACGACGACGACGAGCACGGUGGCCACCAGUACAAGCGGUAGCGCCGCGGUAGCGACGACGACGACCUCCAAAACGGGCGGCACGGUGCAGCAGAAGGAACCGCUCGAUCUGGGCAAGUGUCGCAAGUCGGCCAGCCCGACGGUCAGCUGCUCGGAGGAGGCGAAGCGGCUCUCAUCGUCCAGCGGUGGCGGUGGCAGUGCCAGUGCCGCCGACGACACGAGCGAACCGAAAGCGAAACGCAUCAAAACGGACCCCGAACAGCAGCAGCAGCAGCAAAGGCCAACCAGUGGUGCUGGUAAGACGGUGCCGGCUGUCACGACGUCCAGUGCGGGCGUGAGUGCCGCCUCCCUGAUCAACGCGAUGGCGGCCGGUGGAAGCAGCGGCCCAGCCGCCUCAGUGACACCUUCCAGCCAGCAGAGUGCAGCGGCGGCUGCAGCGGCCGCUGCCGCCGCCUACACGAAUCUCAACGACUCGGCCCGCCUGGUGGAGAUGCUCACCUCCGGCAACGAUCCGGACCCGCUCACCCAGCUCCGCCUGCUCGUGGGCAAUCCGGCCUGGAAGGUGCCGGACCCGCUGCUCGUGCCAAAGGAUCGGCUGAACGCGGUGCUGGCGUCACCGGCCCGCGAAAUCCCCCUGCUGCUAACGACGCGGCCCGAGCUGCGGCUGCCGGAAGCGUUCGCCUUUCCCAACAUACUGCAGGAUCCGGACAUACUGGUGAUCUCGCUGCAGCAGCUCGAAACGAUCCUGCAGACGCAGGAAGAGCUGGUGAAGCUCAAAUCGAAGACGACGCUCGAUGCGACGGCGGCGGCAGCAGCAGCAGCAGCAGCGGUCGCCACGCCGCCUCCCACCACGCCCGUGCCAUCGAUGGCGGCCGUCGGCAAGAAGGCGCACGCCGCGGCCGCCACCCCGACACCGCCCAGCCCGCUCGAGACGCUGAAGCAAACGCUGACGGCGCAGGCGGCGAAACAGAACCCGAUGAUGAGCUCGCUGCUCGCCUCCGGGCUGGCCGGGGACAUUGACGCGGCAACGACGGCCGCCUUCAACCAGAUGCUCUGGCUGCCCUACCUCGGCCAGAUGGGCCAGUUCGCGCCGGACCUGCUGAAGGCGAUGAUGAACCUGCCGGCCUCGGCGUCCGCUGCCACGGUGGCGGCGGCGGCAGCUGCCGCCGUCGGUGGAGCGACGGGCGCCGCCGGCACCGGCGCAAACACGCUGGCCGACAUGCUACCGUUUAUGGGCCCGCGGUUUCAGGACUUUUGCGGGUUGCCGCCCGCCACGGCGACCAGCCCGCUCGAGUACAAGCGGCAGCUCGAGCUGGCCAUGCUGCAGGAAGCGAUGACGACGGCCAACCUGCAGCAGCGCAAGCAGCAGGAAGCGGCGGCCCAGAAGAAGGCAGCGGCGGCAGCGGCCGCCGCUGCUGCGGCCGCCCACGUCGACCGCAAACCCGUCCUUGGGCCGAAAACGCUCGAGCAGCAGCGCUCGGUGGCGGCAGUAACGGCCGCCGCCAACAUGUUCCAGAGCCAGCAGAAGAAGGCGGCAGCGGCGGCGGCUGCCGCUGCCGCAGCGGCCGGUAUGAUCAACCCCCUCGCGAUACCUCAGUUCAUGACGCCGCCCACGAUGACGCACGGAAGUGGCAGUGGUAGUGGUAGCGGCAACAGCAGCAGCAGCAGUCGGUACGGUGCCGCUGGCGCGGCUGGUGCUAGCUCGCGAACAUCCGCCCAAGCGUUGUUGCAGCAACAGCAACACCAUGCGCAACAGCUCCAGCAGCAGCAGCAGCAGCAAUCGUUCAGUCCGAGUGGGUUUAAAAAUAUGGCCAACCUUAUGAACCAGGCGGCUGCAGCGGCGGCAGCGUCCGGUGGACGGCAGCAGCACUCGGGAAGCUCGCACCGGCAACAGCUUACCGCGUUGCAGAAAGCGAAACUGCAACAGCAGCAACACCAUCAGCAGCAGCAGCAGCUUCAGCACCAAAGCAGUAUGGGUGCGGCCGGUAUGUUCGGUUCGGCGGCGGCCAAUUCGUUCUUCAAUCUUCCCACCAACUUCCAAGAGUUCCACGAGCAGCAGCAACAGCUCGCCCGGAAGCUCCAGAAAGAGCAGCUCCACCAGCAGCAGCACCAGCAGCAGCAACAUCAUCAUCAUCACCAGCAGCAGCAACAGCAGCAGCAUCAGCUUCAGCUACAACAGCAGCAUCAGCAGCAACAACUCCUCCAGCAACAGAUGCACCAUCAUCACCAGGAAGAGCAAAAACCGAGGGUAACGUGCAAAUCGCUGAUGAACUUGCUGCAGCCGGACAAACAGCAGCAGCAGCAGCAGCUGCACAAGCAUGCCGGCGGGGGCAAUGGUGGUGCGAACAGUAGUGCUUCCAGCAAGCUGGCCAACCUGAUGGCCAUCCCGGGGAUGGAUCUGUACACUGCGCAACAGCACGAACAGCUACAGCAACAAAUGUUCCUACAGCAGCAGCAGCAGCAGCAGCAACAGCAGCAGCACAACUUCCUCCAGCAGCAACAGCAGCAGCAUCAUUUAAUGCAGUCAGGCGGCGGUGGAAGUGGUGCGGGCGGUGGUAUGCAUCAGCAGCCCAAGCUAAAGGUGAAGCCCGGUCUGCAUCUGCUCGAUCCGGCCGCCAUGCAGAGACGGUUGCUGAAUACGGACGAUCUGGCAGAGGUCGGCAGCACCACGAACGGGCUCGACGAUACGACGGAUCUGUCCUCGCCGCUCUGGCAUCCUCUGUUUGGCAGUGCCCAGAAGGGUCUUGGACCAGGUGUUGGCGUCCCUCCAACCGGAACCAGCGUUGGCAGCCUGUCGCUAACUGGAAGUGGAUCUUCCGGUGGUGGCCUGAGCGCCUCAUCCGGCGGUAGCAUUAGCAGUGGCAGCGCUGGUGGUGGAGGAGCAGCUGGUGCUGGUGCCGGUGGUGGUGGUGGUGGUGGAGGUGCGAGCAGCUAUCACAGUCCAUGGCAAUGGACUACGAUCACCGCGACGGGCGAAUGACAUUAUGGGGCUCGUAAAGAGCCCGCUGUUGCUGGACCCCAAUCACAGACGGUUCCACUGAAUCAACAGCACCACAGCAGUAGCAGCAACAACAAUAACAACAACAACAACACUACCAGUACCAAUAAUAGCAACAGCAACAACAACAACAAUAAUACCAGUAGCAACAGUAACACCACUAGCAGUAGUAGUGGUGGCGUCGGCAGCAAUGCCGGUGCUGGCACCGCUAGUGCAAACGCGUCCAGCCACGGGAUGGACGGGAUGGUGGGAUCGUUCAAUCAGGCAUCGUUCGGCAACAGCCUUGGCAGUCUGCUACAGCAACAGCAAAGCCAGCAACAGCAGCAACAUCUACUGCAGCAGCAACAGCAGCAGCAGCACCAUCAUCAGCAGCAACACCACCUGCAGCAACAAAACCACCACCAGCAACAGCAACAGCAAGCUAACAUGAUGAACAGCGCCUCACUAAUGCAACAUCAGCAACAGCAGCAACAACAGCAACAUCUACAUCAUCAUCAACAGCAGCAGCAGCAGCAACAGCAGCACCAUCAGCUCCAACAGCAGCAACAGCAGCUCCAGCAACAGCAGCAACAGCAGCAGCAACAACAUCAGCACCAACAGCAAACACUCGGUACCGGUGGUGGACAUCACCAUGGCCUAACGGCGGCCCAAAGUGCCGCCAUGAUGUCGCAGCGCAACCCGUUCGGGUUUGAUUUCAAUCACUUCCAAAGCAACUACUAAAUGGACGGCAGCCCAGUUGCUGUUUGCAACACGCCAUAUUUGUUCGCCGCGUGCUCUGAAGGUCACGCUUCCCGGUACGCGGUGCUUCUUCCACGCAAGUCCUCGCAGAUGUGUCACGGACAGACAGAUCUCACUUACACAAACUCACACACCAAACCGAAAAUGGAACGGUUUUAAUGCUAUAUGCUGCAGUGAGAAGAUCCACGGAGAAGCGGCAGCAAGAACCAAGAGCAAGGCGUGGACGGUCCAUUGUGGAACGGAACUGGAACUUAAUUGAUGACGCUGCAUUAAAUUGCUAUCGGAUCGCGUAUUUUUUUAUUUAUUUCACCCUGGAGGAAUCGUUUCUAUUCUCUAUAAACCCUCAACAAAUGGAACUGACGAUGGUGGUGAUGGUUGCGGGUGAGGCGUGUUACGUCCAGAAUGCUGUUGAUGAAAGCUGUGCAAACUGAAACUGUUGCUGAUGGUGUUUGUUUGUACGCUUCACUGCAAAAGAGAGCAAAUGUGUAUACCAACAAACAAUCACAAGAAGAAAAAUAUGGAGAGAAGAGAGAGAAGAAAAAGUGAAAAGAAAAAAAUCAAAAUUAGCAAAAAAAAAAGUGUAAAAAAUAAUAGUAAACGUUUUACCCCGUUGACGAUCAUAUGCUGAAGGACGAAAGAAGAUUGAAAACAUCCAAUUGCGCCAAAAUUCAGUCCUAACUACUACUACUACUUGUACUACUACAGUGAGCUGUACAUAUAACCGUGCAUCGGGGAAUGUAAAUAGAAAAGAGAACGGAGAAAAAGUGUUACCCUAAAAACGGUAAAAGAAGCAGAACGAAACGAAACAAACACACAAAAAAAUGUACAUUUAAGUAAGUCCAACAGUGACAAAGUAGUAGUACAGAUCGUGUUUGUAUCAAACAAAACACUAGCAAACAGACAGAGAAAGUAAAAUGGAGAAGUUUCUCUUCUUCUCCCUUCCAUUCAUUAAGCAAAUACACACACACGCAAACAAAAAAAAAACAUUAUUAGAAGAAAAUUUUAGGUCAAAUUUACAUGUGAAAAUGUCACAUUCGAAUCCCGUAAAAAGAAAAAAAACUCAUAACAAAAAUUAAACACUUGAUAAUAAGAAACUAGAAGCAAGACAUGUGUAUGUGAAUGUGUGUGUAUGUGUGUACUAGAGAGAGAGAAAAAAAAGAGGAAAUGCAAACACGAAACAGCACAGCACUGUAAUGAACACUACGAAUUUUGUCAAAGACAGUGUAAUCGAAAGCGUUAGCAAAAGAAGCAAAGCAGAACAAAUAAUAAUGCAAACGUAAAAAAAGAAGACAGAAAUAGAGAAGUAAACAGAAUGAGAAAAUAAGCUCCAGCUAAAAACAACAAACGUAUAACCCCGAUGUGUAUAGGCCAAAACAAGAUGGGAGAAAGCGAAAAAGCGGAUGGAAAUCGUGGGUACUUAUCAACAAACAGGUGUCUAGUCGUGGUUGGACGCAAAACAGAUAGACCAAAUGGCGAUAGUAAUGGCGCCAAACAGAUAGUAAUGGCGUUUGUAAAUAUUCGGUUAAACAAAGGUAGCAAACCAAGGACGGCCGUUCCUUUCCGGAAACCAUCAGCAAAGUGUCUCACUUUUCGUGGAAAACAGCGCUUGGGAGGGGAAAAAAUGGAAAAGUGUACAGCCAGCACAGACACAGCGCAGGUUUAUGAAACUAAAGAGCCCUUUCUUUCCUAUGUUAUAUCGUUUACUACUUUUUCCCAUUAGAAAUUAUAGUUCGUUAACUACUUUAAAGGGAUUAUGUGUAGCACACACAUACACCGGAACUAUUGUAACAUUAUAGAGCUCUUAACAAAACUGAUCCCUGAUUUCCUACAUGCACGCAGGAAGGAAUUACACUACAAUGCGCUUCGGUUGACCGGGCUUGCGGUGCUGGUCCCGCGCUCGAACUAGAUUUCCAAUAAGUUUAUUGUCUUUAUCGCUUACAUAAAGCUUGUUAUUACAUUUUCAUUAGACUGAAACGUGUUGGGCCAUUGGUGGUUAUUUAUCGCUAGACAGAUAAAAGAGACAGCAAGGGAGGGAGAGCAUGGAAAGGAGAAAGGAAAGGUGCACGAUACAUUCUGCAAAGGAAAGGGUGUAAACUGCUAAUACAACAGACACACACAAAGAGAGAAGUGUGCGAGAAAGAUAAAAUCUAAACCUGUUUCUAGUGAAAUUAGCCGUAGUUAAAGUGAAAUUUUAAAAAGCAAAAACCAACUACACAAAAAGGAGGAGAUAGCAGAAACGGAGAAAGAAACUACACCAGAAAACCUAAAUCUACUAAAGGAGAACGAGAGAAACACAGUAGUAACAGAGAGCGUUAGGAAUGAAAACAAAAAAAGAAGAGAUGAAAAGUUAAAGUCCACAAGUAAUGUUUUGUGUAUGUUUGGUUUUUUUAAAGCAAAAGCAGAAAAAAAAGGAUAAGAAAGGGACAAUAGAUACACACGCACACAAACGCGCUCACACACGCACACAAAUACACCAUUCGCUUUAGCUAACGAGUUCGGCGUGAUGUCCAUCUCUGUGUGUGCGUGCGUGCGUGCGUGUAUGUGUGCUCCCGAUAGGCCUGUACCACUGUAUGUAUGUGUAGCGCGCGUGUGUGUAUGUCAAGUAUGUAUGUGUGUGUGUGUAGUACGGACUACCAAAAAAUAAAAGGCGUAGAAAGUAGAAGAAGGUCACAGCGAAGUGGACAGGCAGAGGUGUAAGGACAGUGAUGCUGUGGUCGUAUGAGUAUAACAAUUUGUUUUUAAUUUUAACGAACUGUGAUGUAAAAAACAUAUUUAUUUAUAUAAUUAAACAAUCUAAUGGACACACACACACACACCAAGGCUAAAGAAAAAGGCUCCUUCGAUGGUGUUUGAUUUUUCGCCCUCUUCGCCUCGGGUUUCGGGGCAUUGCGCUCAGCAAAGCAUUACUUUCAAGUCUUGUAAAGCAACUAAUAUGACGCAAAACGGAUUAAUACAUAGCCAAUAGUGUGAGCGUGUUUCUCUGUAACCCCUUGUUUUAGAAGAAUGGGUUUGCGUGGAAAAAAAUGGAAUUGUGUCUGUUGAAAUUGGGGGAAGAAAACCCUCACACUAAAACAGCAAAAGGCAACCGAAAGCUCCAUGAAAGCUGUAAGCAAUCAAGCGAAACAAGGAAAAGGGGGAAAGGAGCGUGACGGUGGUGUGUCCCUAUGUUACUUGUGUAUAAUGUAAGCUGUAAUAAGAAAACAAGUAAUACUAGCGCAUGAGAAAAGGUGGAAAAGAAAUGUUAAGAAAACGAAAACAACCAACACAGAAACAAAGAAAGAAGAGAAAACCGAUACCACAAGGGCAGGGGCAGAUGGCGAUAUAUAGAAGUGUCUCUCCCUGAAGUACGAAAAUAAAAUAAUCCAUGUGUAUAGUUGUAACUGUGUAAUAUCCUGACCCAUCACACACACACACACACAAACGCAUCCCACUCCCCACUACUGUCCCCAUGGCCUGCCGAUGGGGCCCGCAGAUAUUUGAUGGCAGAAUAAGACGGAAACAAAACACCCGAAUAAAAUCACAUGUGUACCCACAACGUGUAAUGGAAGUUAAAACGAA
This is a messenger RNA of Anopheles gambiae (African malaria mosquito), 14429 nucleotides long. RefSeq lists its product as uncharacterized. Bases 2010 to 10115 code for a protein of 2701 amino acids. Lineage: Eukaryota; Metazoa; Arthropoda; Insecta; Diptera; Culicidae. The record is from RefSeq and is a predicted model, not a curated record. The transcript has 4 exons.